Messenger RNA from Durusdinium trenchii, 1669 nucleotides. The record is from the annotation of a GenBank genome assembly. Lineage: Eukaryota; Dinophyceae; Suessiales; Symbiodiniaceae.
CAUACUCUUGCAAGAGCCACAUGCACGAAUGGAAGAGGAUGAUGGCUUUUUGCAGGAGGUGAUCAGUCCCAGUGUCGAUGCGCCGCCAUGGCGGUUUAGGAAACUCUUUCAACUUGCUGGAUUCAGCGCUGCUCUGCUUUUUCUGGCCAGCGUGACUAUCGUUUUCAACGACCCAGCAAGGUACGGCAAACUUUCUGAAAGCAUUCAGCUGUCAGAUAAGGGCAUUUUCCCGCUCAUUACGGGCGGUACACGAAGGUUUGGGGAAGAGGAUGAGGACAACUUCGUUUGUGUGGGCCAUGUCCUCUCUGCUGGUGCUUGGUUGGGUGCUGCUGCACUAAAGAUCAAUGCCGCGGUGACCUCCUGCGACCCCAAACGCUAUGGACGUCAGGUUAAUGUGCCAGAAGAAGAGCGUAUAUCAAACAAUCGGUCGGUCAGAGCUGCGCUUUGCACUCGAGAUAUUUUGGCGCAUCUGAGAGAUCUCACCCAAGUGGCACAGCUGCUAGAAGGUGCAUCCACUGCUUGCAAUAGAAAUAGAGUUGAGAACAUUAAGUGUGCCACCGCUGUGACAAACAGUUUGCGGCAAUCCUUCCACGCAUCUCGGUUUGCAUCCGAGCUACAAGUCUACUGCCCGGAGGAGACGGAUGUUGUGAGCUUGUACAUUUGCAUCAAUCGUGUCGAAGGUGUUGGCUGGGCAUUGGAUGCCAUGCUCGCGGGCAUUGGAGCUGCAGCCAGACUUUGCGUUGGUAAACCGAUUGAGCCCCGAGCGGACUAUGGAUCCUGUGUGGGGGAGAUCUUGGGCGGUGCUGCCUUCGUGGCAGCUGCAGGAAUGAACAUUUGGGCCGGUGCUGAUUUCGAAUGCCUCAGCGCCCAGGACCCUCGGGAGGUGCUCACGCUCACGCAGGACGAGAAGGAUCGAAUCAAUGCUCGGUGUGCUCUUUUUGCAGCGGGCGCCGCACGGACCUUCGAAAUCGCCAUUGCCAAGGUCACCGAGGCUGCAGGACAUUGUGGAGCCGCGGGCAACACUGCCUGCGGCCGAAGCUUUUCUCUGGGAGCAGCGGCCUUGUCUGGUUCUGCGGAGUCUAUGUCCGUGAUGCGCCUGGAAUGCGUGAGCCCACUGAGCUGCUGCACGGAAUUACAGAACGGCACUUUUCAAUGUGAUUGCACCGCGGAGAGAAUCGUGGAGGUACGUGAGAUCAACUACAUUCGGCGUGGCAGAUGUGCCAGGUUCACCAGUUCCACGCUCAAGUUGCUCUCGGUGGCAGUGAGUGAGAUGUCCGAGGGUGCCGACGAGUGUACCACUGGUACUUCCAGUAGCGCUUGUGCCAGCUUUGUGGGUGGUGCUAUGGCCGGCUUCUUCUUCUUGAUGGAGGCUAUCAGUCGAGCUACUCAGAGAUGUAAGGACCCAUUGCAACGCUUCUGGUGCUCCCAGGACAUUGGCUUCAUGGGAGAGAGCAUGGACACAAUGACACAUGCGAUGGGAGCUGCGCUGAGAGACUGCGGCUAUGGCAAUACACCAAGGCGGUCCAACUUUCUGAGCUUUGGACGGCGCUUUUUCCUGCCUUAGGACGGACUCGAAACCCGAAGCUAGUAGUAACAAGUGCCUUACUACUAGUAACAAGAAGCUAGUAGAAACAAGAAGCUAGUAGUAACUGCGGACGGUCAUCUCCGC